UAAUCAAACUAUUCUAGUCGUAGGUUACAACUAAUAAUUGUUGUACCAAAUAAUAAUUGUAGGCGGCUGUUGUUUGAUACGUUCAUCAUUAAAUUCGGGCCACCGUUUCGGUUUAUCAGUACGUCAUAAUAUCGUGUCACUAUUAAUUCGCGCGUUAACGCAAUACAAUGUCGAGAAUUCUUAAACGUAAACAAACAGUGUGGACGAAACCGGUCGUCAUUUCAAAACCAUUCACUAACCUACCAUUAAUCAGUGUUAUUGCUAGACGUGUUAAUUUACACUUUGUACUACCUACUGCAGUAUCAUAGCGUGUUUGUUUUCGUAUGGCGGUACAUUCAGAGUUUCAUUUGUCUUAGUGUUGAUCACUGCCCAUAUAAUUCGUAUAAAAAUAAAAUAUCGAGUGAAUGCGAUAGUUAUUUAUAGUGUCAUUUAUGUAUAAUUAGGUAAUUUUUUUUAAAAAACUUUAAUUUUAAAUUUUUUAUAUAUAUAUUAUUUUACGCUGAAGGAUAUAAAAUUCUGUACGAGUUAUUUUGACGUUUUACUUUUCUAUUGUUUUAAAAUACCACCGUGGUGAGUCACGUUAAAAAAAGAAUUUUAAUUUUUUUAACUGCACGACGAUGUCUCUAAAAUCCAAACUUACGAUGGAUGAGAAAAUCGUUUCCCCGUUGGUGUCACCAAAACUCUCUAGGUGUAAUUUGUCUGACUGUGAACUGCAGAUGUGCUUCUUUAAUAUGGAAAAACAUAGUAGCAAUGCGAGGGAAAACUCUCACAGAAUUUUCGUCAACAGGAGUCUGCACCUGGAGAACAUCAAAUUCUAUGGAUUCGACAUGGACUAUACGUUGGCCGAGUACAAGUCGCCGGCUUACGAGAGACUGGGAUUUGCGUUGGCUGUCGAAAGGCUCGUGUCGCUCGGAUAUCCCUCUCAGAUUUUGCAGUUCGAGUACGAUCCCAUGUUCCCGGUGAGGGGCUUGUGGUUCGAUUCGUUGUACGGCACUCUGCUCAAAGUAGAUUCUUACGGUAACAUACUCGUCUGCGUACAAGGUUUCGAGUUUUUAAAACAUUCUCAGGUGUAUGAGUUGUAUCCUAACAAAUUCCUGCUCCUUGACGAGUCUCGCGUCUAUGUGCUCAACACGUUGUUUAACUUGCCCGAAACGUAUUUGUUGGCCUGUCUGAUCAACUAUUUCACCACUUCGCCAAACUACUCGAGGGAAAAAACCGGAGUGCGCAGUGGCGAUUUGUUGAUGUCGUUCAACUCUAUAUUCCAAGAUGUUAGGAACGCUGUAGAUUGGAUGCAUAUACAUGGUGAUUUGAAAGAAAGAACUAUUCAAAACUUAUCCGAUUACGUCAACAAAGAUGCGAGGCUGCCUAUGUUCUUGGCGAGGAUUCGGCAAAGUGGUGCCAAAGUGUUUUUGUUAACCAAUAGUGAUUACUGGUUCACUAACAUGAUCAUGACGUAUUUGUUCGAUUAUCCACACGGUGCUUCGCCCAGCGAGCCACACAGAGACUGGCAGACGUACUUUGACAUAGUGGUAGUGGACGCCAAGAAACCGCUGUUUUUCAGCGAGGGCACGAUUCUGCGACAAGUGGACACUAAAACCGGCGCUUUGAAAAUGGGCACUCAUAUCGGGCCUUUGUUAAAAGGCCAAGUAUAUUCAGGAGGUUCUUGUGAUAUUUUCACCAAGCUUAUCGGUGCCAAAGGAAAAGACGUCCUUUAUGUUGGAGAUCAUAUAUUUGGGGACAUUCUCAAAUCAAAAAAGAUACGUGGUUGGAGAACAUUUUUAGUUGUUCCCGAGUUGGUCCAAGAACUUCACGUGUGGACGGAUAAAUGUCAGCUGUUUGCAGAAUUGCAAAAUUUCGAUAUAGCUUUGGGAAACAUGUACAAGAAUUUAGACAGUAGUACUAAUGAAAAGCCCGACAUUUCAAAAUUGAGAAUGGCGAUGCGGGACGUCACCCACAAAAUGGACUUGUCAUACGGAAUGAUGGGUAGUCUCUUCCGAUCAGGGUCCAGACAAACCUUCUUCUCGUCGCAGGUCACGCGAUAUGCAGACUUGUAUGCAGCAACGUUUUUAAAUUUAAUCUACUAUCCAUUUUCCUAUAUGUUCCGAGCACCGGCUAUGCUGAUGCCACACGAGUCCACUGUGGCACACGAACACGAACAGAGACUGAGCAAAGAAGAUAACGCUGCAACGGCUGCAAUGGCGGCGGCGACGUUGAAGACUGUCAGCGAAACGGUGUUAAACGCCAGCAAAACUGUAACUACACCUAACACUGUGGACGAGACUCAGAUGCUGCAGGGCACGAACACGUUCAGCACCCAAGUGCCGUCAUCAGUGACGCACACACACGACGAAGACUGUUCGGACGAAGAAGAAGUGCUCGCGACCGAAAAAUAACAGAACAAGACAACGAUAACAAUAACUAUUAUAUCUUAUAAAUUAUAUUUUAUUAUUUGUAAAUUUUUUUACUCCCCAACCACGUUUCCACCAACACACACCACCCCUCCUCAUUCACACAAAUACAAACUAUGAUUUCUAAUUACACAAUUAAACAUAUUAUUACGUUUCUACAA
Messenger RNA from Melanaphis sacchari, 2569 nucleotides. RefSeq names its product cytosolic purine 5'-nucleotidase (gene Nt5b). Gene Ontology annotation, molecular function: 5'-nucleotidase activity. The record is from RefSeq and is a predicted model, not a curated record. Lineage: Eukaryota; Metazoa; Arthropoda; Insecta; Hemiptera; Aphididae. The transcript has 12 exons. The coding region runs from base 618 to 2393 and encodes 591 amino acids.